AUGUUCAGUGCUGUUCUUUUCUUCUUGGUGUUCUUAGCUGUGGCCCUGCUUGGCCGGCGGCAUGCCAGACUUCUCCGGGGGAAGGCUUAUGGGGAUAUGCCUGGCCCAUGGGCCCUGCCCCUCAUCGGAAACCUCUCUCACAUGUUUCACCCUGACCUUCCUGUCCACUUCCUCAAGUUAACCGAGCUAUACGGACCCAUCUACCACCUUCGCUUUGGGAACAAAGAUGUGGUAGUCCUGAACAGUUCGGAUCUCAUUCGGGAGGCGCUGACUCGGAAAUGGACUGACUUCGCUGGGCGUCCUUACAGCUUUGUUGCAAACCUUAUUUCACUGGGAGGCAGGGACCUGUCCUUGGGGGACUACACGCCAGCCUGGCGGUUGCAAAGGAAACUGACUCACAUGGCCUUUCAGCGCUGCCUGCGGGGAGACAUGGAGCAGAUUGUCAGGAACCAAGCUCAGCGUCUCUGCCAGGUUUUCCGUGGUUACAGGGGGGAACCUGUGGAUGUGGCCCGUGAUUUUUCCUUGCACGCCUGUCAGGUCAUCUCUGCCAUGAUGUUUGGGCCUUUGGACAGUUCUGCCAUUAAAGAAAUUCAUGACUGCACCAUAGAGCUGGUAGAAAGAUGGAGUGCUGUUUCCGUACAGGUUCUGGAUUUUCUGCCCAUCCUUCGGGUCUUCCCCAACGCUGCUUUACGGAAACUGCUUUCCUGUGUUGCAAAGCGAGAUGCCUUUGUCCAGGACAUGAUGAAGAAACAUGAGGAGUCCCGCCAUCCCACAGAAAUGCGAUACAUGGUGGACCACAUGCUGCAGAUCCUACAAGAGCAUGUUGCUGACAAGCGAAGGGAUCUGGGCCUCUCGCCGGAGCACAUCCAUAUGGCCAUUGUUGACCUGUUCAUCGGGGGAACAGAGACCACUGCUGCCUUGCUCACAUGGACCGUGGCGUUCCUGCUACACCGGUCAGAGAUUCAAGAUAGAAUCCAUCAUGAGAUAAUGACAGUCAUAGGUUUUGAUCGUGACCCUACCUACAGUGACCGGGAGCAUUUGCCAUACCUGAGUGCCACCAUCACAGAGUCCCUGCGCCUGCGUCCCUCGGCCCCUCUUGCUCUUCCCCAUGUGGCCACCCGAGACACAAGCCUGUCUGGUUUCCCCAUCCCAAAGGGCACAACCAUCAUCCCCAAUCUCUAUGGGGCCCACCAUGAUGGAAGCAAGUGGGAUUGCCCCCUGGAGUUCAGACCAGAGAGAUUCCUGGAGAGCGAUGACUCGUCUUCUUAUGAGGCCCAGCGGAAUCUGGUACCCUUCAGCUGUGGAGCACGGGGCUGCCUCGGGGAAGCCUUGGCGCGCAUGGAGUCAUUCCUCUUCCUCGCGCACAUCUUGCGGGAUUUCCGGAUAUUGCCCCCGCUGAGUGGAAGCCUCCCUGACCUCAGGGGACAGUUUGGGACUGUUGUGCACUGCAAGCCAUUCACAGUUCGGCUGCUACCCCGAGGGGCUGACUCUGCAGCGUGAGGGCUCCCUGCCUUGGGGAAGACACAAAGGUUCUCUUUUCUACCCUUGAUUUCAUUUUCAGUGUUUAAAAGUGCAAAUUAUACACAAUCCAACUCUGCCUCUUCCUCUCCUAGGGUUGCCAACUUCCAAGUAGGGCAUGGAGAUCUCCUGGAAUUACAACUGAUCUCCAGCCUAGAGAUCCGUUCCCUUGGAAGAAAUGGCAGCUUUGGAGGUCUCCAGGACACCGUACUCUACUGAGGACUCUUCCCCUUUCCCAAAUAUCCCCCUCCCCAAACUCAAUCCCUAGGAAUUUUCCAACCUGGAGUUGGCAACCCUGCCAAUUAAGGAGUCAAAGGUCUUCUGAAGAAGAGGGUAAAAAACCAAACACUUUAAUGGUAACAAUGCCUGUACAAAUAAAGAGAUUAAAUGAUAACUUUACGGGCCCCUCUGUUUCUUUGUUCAAGAUCAAGCUGCUUUGUGUGUGUGUGUUUAUAUAGGGUGUGGAAAUGAGGAGGAGUGUUGUGAAGGAAGACAGAAGAGGAAGUGCUAGGUUAUACGGCAUUUGGACUGCUGGGAAAAUGUGAUGCACUGGAAGCCGUACUUACUUAGAGCCAGAUUAGAUGUUCACUUAAAUAAAUUUCUUUUUAGACAUUCAGUUUUGGUUCACUCACCCAAUUCAGGUCAGAGCAGCAAAAUGGGGAAAUAACUCCCCUCCCCCAAAGUGUUGUUUCAGUUUAGAAGAUGGCUGGAGGGACAGGAGCCCCUCCUCUCCCCACAGUGGCCUUCUGAGCUCAAAUAGUCUCUACUUUAUUUUUUAAUAGCCAUUCCCUGCACAUGUGGAGCGAGCAGCCGAGGUCCAUCAAGGUUGAAAGUGUCUUAGUUUGUUGUGAAGUUUGAGAGUUUAUAAACCUUUGAUGA
Molecule: messenger RNA, 2397 nt
Organism: Eublepharis macularius
Lineage: Eukaryota; Metazoa; Chordata; Lepidosauria; Squamata; Eublepharidae
Product: steroid 21-hydroxylase
Exons: 10
Coding region: 1-1500 (499 amino acids)
Biological process (GO): hormone biosynthetic process; progesterone metabolic process
Molecular function (GO): steroid 17-alpha-monooxygenase activity; iron ion binding; heme binding
Source: RefSeq, a predicted model, not a curated record